ACCCCCCACCACCACCGCACGCCCACCUACCCCCUCUCCCACUCCCACCGCCGCAAACCACGCCGCCUCCCCCUCGUCCUGCGCUUCUCCAAAGGCGCCGUGCACACCCUCAUCCUCCUCCCCGUAACCCUACACAUGCUCUUCACCGCCCUCAUCGUGUACAUUGACCGCAACGUGCCCGGACUCAGCAUCGGCGUCCCCUCGACCAUCAUCCCGAGCCUGUCCAUUGUAGUGGGUCUGAUGUUGGUGUUUCGCAAUAGCACGAGUUAUGAUCGUUUCUGGACGGGGAGGAAUUGUCUUGGUGGGGUGGUGGGAUGUGUGAGGGUUUUGGCGAGGGGGUUUUUGGUGGCUGCGCGGCCGCCUUAUGAUCUUGGUCCGAAAAACGGCUCUAAAGGAAAUGCGAAAGAGGAGACGAGAGACAGGAGGCUCACGGCAGAGGAGAUUCGCGAUACGGAAACGACGGUUAGGGCAUUAGUCGCGAUCCUCUACGCCAUCAAGCACAAUCUGCGAAAAGAGUACAACGUACCUCUGGAGCCUCUAGACUCCUCCACACGCGCCUCGACCACCAACAGACACUCCGGCCCAACACCACCGCCCACAUCCACGACCCCACUCACCAGCUCCCUGUACCACACGUCGCCUACCUACGAAUCCGCCACGAGCAGCACCACGCUCCAACCGACAGAAGAAUACCUCUCUCUCCUCCCCGCACAUCUCACCCUCCUCCCGGAAUCCCUCGGCCUCAGCACCCCACUCCAACUCUCCCUCCUCCUCGACGCCUUCAUCGCCCGCUGCCUUUCGCGCGCCUGGCUCUCCGCCCCGCAAGCCUCGUUCCUCAACGCCCAAGUCGCACAACUCACGACGCUCUACGGCACCAUGGAAACCAUUGCCUCGACGCCGCUGCCCAUCGCGCACUUGAUCCACGGCAAGCAGGUCCUCGCGCUGUAUACGUGUCUCCUGCCCUUCGCCAUUGUCGAUGCUUAUGCGUGGUGGAGCGUGCCCGUUGUGGGGAUCGUGGCGUUUACGUUGUAUGGGAUCGAGGGGAUUGGACUGCAGUUGGAGGAUCCGUUUGGGUAUGAUAGGAAUGAUAUCAAGAUGGAUGGGAUUGUCGAGGAUGCGAGGAGGGAGGUUGAGGUUUUAGUCGGGGAGUGGAGGGCGUGGGCUGAGGGGGAGGGGAAUGGG
Messenger RNA from Westerdykella ornata, 1182 nucleotides. Its product is annotated as UPF0187-domain-containing protein. Lineage: Eukaryota; Fungi; Ascomycota; Dothideomycetes; Pleosporales; Sporormiaceae. Gene Ontology annotation, molecular function: chloride channel activity. The transcript has a single exon. The record is from RefSeq and is a predicted model, not a curated record. The annotation marks the transcript as partial.